AUGCGGAAUGCAUCCAGCAGAAUCAAGCUUCGAUAUCGAGUUGAAAUGGAAAUGAUAAGCCACCCGUUUUCAAAUGUUGAUGGAAAUCUCCAACGUCUCCCACCUGAGACUUUUUUGAUAGGGUUCGUGUCUAGGGGUGCAUAUGCUCAGUGGCGUCCUGGUGGGAGAUCCGAACAAGAGCGUUGGGGACGACGCAGCCUCGAAACUUCCAUUUUCUUUUUGCUUAUUGAGGCGAGCGAACUUUGGCUGUUCGCAUCGCUUCGUGUAUACUACGCUUAACGCCUCUUACUUCAAAUUUUUAGUAUUUUCCUCCAUUCGGGAGGGUAGAGUAUGUACGGUAGGGUACCACUACUCAUAUUUGCUUGAGCUAUGCAAUGUAAAUGCAAGAAAGGAUAAUAUUUUCUGUGGGGA
Chondrus crispus (carragheen) is the source of this 411-nucleotide messenger RNA. RefSeq lists its product as hypothetical. NCBI's taxonomy places the organism in Eukaryota, Rhodophyta, Florideophyceae, Gigartinales, Gigartinaceae. Bases 1 to 279 code for a protein of 92 amino acids. The record is from RefSeq and is a predicted model, not a curated record. The transcript is spliced from 2 exons.